Messenger RNA from Cantharellus anzutake, 729 nucleotides. RefSeq names its product SMAD/FHA domain-containing protein. Gene Ontology annotation, cellular component: ubiquitin ligase complex; cell division site; mitotic spindle pole body. The record is from RefSeq and is a predicted model, not a curated record. The annotation marks the transcript as partial. Gene Ontology annotation, molecular function: ubiquitin protein ligase activity; protein binding. The transcript is spliced from 4 exons. Gene Ontology annotation, biological process: negative regulation of septation initiation signaling; mitotic spindle assembly checkpoint signaling; protein ubiquitination. NCBI's taxonomy places the organism in Eukaryota, Fungi, Basidiomycota, Agaricomycetes, Cantharellales, Hydnaceae.
CAUCGAAUCCGACUAGUCCCCCACCUCGAAUCAACACGUUCACUCCCUUUCGAGCCCAUCAUUCGCGAUGCAAUUGAAAAUGGGCCUGUCAUUCGUGUGGGUCGAUUCACUGAUCGUCAAACGAAUGGGAACAAUAGUGCUCCGAACGCGCCUAAUGCAUUGAAGAUAGCCUUUCGAAGUAAGGUUGUUAGUAGGGGACAUGCGGAGAUUUGGGUUGAAGAAGGGGGAAAGUUCUUCAUUCGUGAUACCAAGUCCUCCUCCGGAACGUUCCUAAAUCAUAUCAGACUCGCAAACGCCAACGUCGAAAGUCGGCCCUUCCCUUUGAAGGAUGGUGAUAUCAUUCAACUUGGGAUCGAUUAUCAAGGCGGUCAGCAAGAGAUAUAUAGAUGUGUGAAAAUUAAAGUCGAGAUUGGAAGGGAAUGGCAGAGCGCUGCGAACGCUUUCAAUACAAAUGCCCUUCGGAGACUCAACAAUCUAGGCGUGCACUCAGUCCUCCCUUCAUCAACGCUCGCACCUCCCACCAUACCCUCAGACCUGUCUGACUCCAACGGUAAUUCAACAGACUGUUGUAUUUGUCUCUUCCCUAUAACGGUCUGUCAAGCACUCUUUGUCGCGCCUUGUUCACAUGCAUUUCAUUACAAAUGCUUGCGACCCAUGUUAGUAGCUCAUCAUCCUGGAUUCUCGUGUCCCCUUUGCAGAAGCUUUGCGGAUUUGGAGAGCGAUGUCGAG